Messenger RNA from Sporisorium graminicola, 405 nucleotides. RefSeq lists its product as uncharacterized. NCBI's taxonomy places the organism in Eukaryota, Fungi, Basidiomycota, Ustilaginomycetes, Ustilaginales, Ustilaginaceae. Bases 1 to 405 code for a protein of 134 amino acids. The record is from RefSeq and is a predicted model, not a curated record. The transcript has a single exon.
AUGGUCAACAGCCUCUACGAUCUCUACAGAAAAUCUGGCCCAAUUGCUGCCAUGGAGGCUUUCACCGGUGGUCUAGCUAUCGGUGAUGAGGGUGCACUGAUGCGAUCGCUCAUGCAUCCCGGUCAUUCCGAUGAGAUCCGAGCCAACACUCAAUUCUGGUUUGAAUUCGAGCUGCGACAGUACCCCAGCUCCAAGGACGACUUGGACCGUGUCGUGGCACUCAAAGACAAAUUCGUGCCAGCAGCUGGAGCAGCAUCUGGAGACGAAGUCGGUGUUGGGCCGGUCGCUAGCCUCGCUCAUGCCGCGGGAAAGCCAAUCUUGCGUCUAGCCGGUGGCCAUCUCGGUCACAUGAGCGAUCCUAAGGCUUGGGCCAAAGACCUUUUGGACGGACUCAGCAAGCAGUAA